CCACCAUUUCUCAAUCCUCUCAAGCCCCUCUCUCAAAUCUUCAUCAUCUUCUUCUCAAUCCUCCCUUGCUCUCUCUUUCUCUCUAGAAAUCUUUUCUGUUUCUUAACAUCUAGAGAGAUGACUUUCGAAGAUCAAAGCAACAACACCAUGAUGGUUACAAGAGCAGGGAAGAAAAGAGCUGCAGUUCAGAAUAUCAGACCAUCUGUAUCUAAGAAAAGGGUUGUAUUAGGCGAUGUAACAAAUCUGAAAUGUUUUGAGUUUGGUAAUGGAGGAGGAGAAGAUUCAGAUUCAGAUUUUGAUGAAGAGGAGUUUAAGAAACCUAUUGUUCCUAGAGUUAUCAAUAGAAGGAAGAAGAUUAUGGGAAGGAAACCUGAAAUCGAUGAUCCUCAGAUGUGUGUUCCUUACGUAUCUGAUAUCUAUCAGUAUCUUCAUUCCAUGGAGAUUGAGAACAAAAGAAGGCCAAAACCAGAUUACAUUGAGAAAGUCCAAAUAGAUGUCACAGUGACCAUGAGAGGGAUCUUAGUGGAUUGGUUAGUUGAAGUAGCUGAAGAAUACAAGGUUGUAUCUGAAACCCUUUACCUAGCUGUUUCAUAUCUUGAUAGAUAUCUUUCAUCGAAACCGAUUCAUCGUCACAAGCUUCAAUUGCUUGGGGUUACUUGUAUGUUCAUUGCUUCGAAAUAUGAAGAGAUUAGUCCACCAGAUCUAGCUGAUUUUUGUUACAUAACUGAUCAUACCUACAGCAAAGAAGAUAUCAUUAAGAUGGAAUCAGAUAUCCUUAAUUCUCUUAACUUUGAAAUGGGUAAUCCAACUAUUAAGUCAUUUUUGGGUAGAUAUGCAAUGGUUGCUCAAAAGAAUGUUAAGUCCAAAAAUGUGUUGGAGAAUUUGGGUUGUUAUCUUGCAGAGUUGAGUUUAUUGGAUUAUGGAUGUGUUAAGUUCUUGCCGUCAAUGAUUGCUGCAUCAGUUGUAUUUCUUUCAAGGUUUACGCUUCAGCCAAAUGUGCAUCCUUGGAGUGCAACUCUUCAAAGUUGUUCAGGUUAUAGUGCUGCUGAUCUGAAGGAUUGUGUGCUAGCUCUUCAAGAGGUGCGGUUGAGUAAGAAAUGUGGUGCUUUAUCAGCAAUUAGAGAUAAAUACAGACAAGGAAAGUUCAAUUCCGUAUCGAAAUUGGUUUCUGUUGCAGAAAUCCCUAAGUCUUGCUUUGAAGAUGUGGAAGUAAUUGAAGUAUGAAAUAGAAAUGUUUUUCUUUGAGCAACACUGAUAAUGAGAAAUAGUGGAUUCUUUCAUUUGCCUGCUAUGGAUGCUUGCCUUGCUUGGCUCAAUAACACAAGGCUGCACGUGCUUGGAGGGUGCAGAGUUUAGAUCUAGCGUUAGCAAACCACGUGCAGCCUUGUGUUAUUGAGCUGGAGAAUGGAUAUGACUGUCUAGGCCAAAGACGCUUGCUGCAACUCAGUUCAGAAGGCAAAAUCAAGAAUUGACAUGUAGUUUGUUAAUUCUUUUGUUUGUUGUGUAACAUGUUGGUUACUUGGUUUAGCUUUGUUCUAACUUCUAUGUAAACAUGUUGGUAGCCACUUUUGCCAAAAACAGACUCUUCAUUGAAAAUGUAAUUUGAAGAGAUGAGGAAACAAAUUUGUUGUGAUCAUCAUUCGGAGAAAUAAAAUACGAACACGAUUUUACUCAA
Papaver somniferum (opium poppy) is the source of this 1675-nucleotide messenger RNA. Its product is annotated as G2/mitotic-specific cyclin C13-1-like. Gene Ontology annotation, cellular component: cytoplasm; nucleus; cyclin-dependent protein kinase holoenzyme complex. The coding region runs from base 118 to 1224 and encodes 368 amino acids. The transcript is spliced from 2 exons. The record is from RefSeq and is a predicted model, not a curated record. Gene Ontology annotation, biological process: mitotic cell cycle phase transition; regulation of cyclin-dependent protein serine/threonine kinase activity. Gene Ontology annotation, molecular function: cyclin-dependent protein serine/threonine kinase regulator activity. Lineage: Eukaryota; Viridiplantae; Streptophyta; Magnoliopsida; Ranunculales; Papaveraceae.